AUGUCCGAGUCGAUCAGGUCCGAAAAGACCCUGGGCCUAACCAGGUUCAGCACUCCUGUUCCAGAGUUAGAUGACCAUCGCUUCCAUCUCCAACCUCCAUCUCGGGGGGACAAUAUGGCAGAUAUUUCUCCGGGCCAUCAGAAUACUGUUCAGCAACCGUUUAGCACCGAAUCUCCUGAGCGUGCCGAUCUUUUGCACGUUCAGGAUGCGCUCCGCGAAGCAGGGUCUAUCUUCCGUGACUUUGAACAUGCCGUGGUCGAUGACGACCGCUCCGUGAAAGAUGUCAAUACUUUGGCAAGACGUUUCUCGGUCGACCCGACGGGUAACCGACGCAAUCACCGCACACGCAGCCGUACCCAACAGGAUUUCGCAAACCUCAGCAGGGAAUCAUCCCCUUCGGCUCGGUCCUCGUCGCCUCCCAAUUCGGUUGAAGCCUUUGCAGACCCUCGUCGCCGCGAGCGUGCAAACACCCUGGAGAGCCACGCUGCUCCGGAUCUCGAGACCAUUCUCCAACGCACUGUCUCUGGUGGUACCCAUCCUCGUCGCCCGACCUUCAGCAAUGCCAGCGUGAUCAGAACACAGGCUGGCACUGGGCCGCUGGACGUGGCAGAUGAUAUUUGCGCAUUGCCAUACGAAGAGCCCGGCAGAAUUCCUGUCAUUGAUUAUGAAGAGUUGGAGGAAUUUGUGGCCCUCAACAAGAAGUUCAAGCCCGCCGCGAACAGGCGCAAGCACAGCCUCAGCUCACAGAGCCAACAGCCCCGCUUGUUCCACGACCUAAGGCCUAGUGCUCACCGAUCGGACUCUUCGGUGGCGGCUGAAGACUUGAAACUAAACAAGUCAUCAACCGACUGUCUGGAAUCCACAAAAACAUUAAACGGGGUCUCUACAAAGAUCUUUGACGAGAAGGAAUUGUUGGACAACCUUCAAAACGCAAAUGAGCCCACCCGCUUCAGCUUCUUCUCCUCUGAAUCUCAGAGCACCGUGCAUGCCGCGGAGUUGGGAGAUCUGGUGCUCCCGGGAGAUACCUUCCGUGAUCUCUUCCAGCUUGGUCCGGAAGGCGGUGUUUGGUGGCUCGAUGUGGUCAAUCCCACAGAGGACGAGGUGGGCGCGCUUUCUCGGGCUUUCUCGAUCCACCCUUUGACAACCGAGGAUAUCAUGACCCAGGAAGCGCGAGAGAAGGUGGAACUUUUCAAACAGUACUAUUUUGUCUGUUUCCGAACCUUCUAUCAGAUGGACAAAACCAGCGAACAGUACUUGGAACCCGUCAACUGCUAUAUGGUUGUCUUCCGUGACGGGGUCAUUACCUUCUCGUUCACUGAAAACCCACACGCCGCCAGUGUGCGCAAGAGAAUCGGUAAACUCCGUGAUUACGUAUCUCUGAGCAGCGACUGGAUUUGUUAUGCCAUGAUUGACGACAUUGUCGAUAGCUUUGGGCCUGUCAUUCGAGAGGUCGAGAUCGAGUCGGAAGCCAUCGAAGACGAUGUCUUCAUUGCACGUGUGGACGAUUUCGAAUCCUUCCUUCAUCGCAUCGGCGGGUUGCGCAAGAAAGUCAUGAGUUUGAUGCGCCUUCUCGGCGGAAAGGCAGACGUUAUCCGCGGCUUUUCCAAGCGUUGCAACGAGCAAUAUUCGGUAACGCCUCGCGGCGAUAUCGGCCUCUACCUGGGUGAUAUCCAGGACCACGUCGUGACCAUGAUGUCCAACCUGGCGCACUUUGAAAAAAUGCUCAGCCGGUCCCAUGCCAACUACCUUGCCCAGCUCAAUGUGACAAACAUCACUUUGGGUAAUCAUGUCAACAAAGUCCUCAGCAAGGUUACCAUGAUUGCCACUAUUCUCGUCCCCAUGAACCUGAUCUGCGGUCUAUUUGGCAUGAAUGUUAAUGUUCCAGGCAAAAACAGUGAUGGCCUCGGGUGGUUCUUUGGCAUUAUAGACCCUGUCUUGAAACAGGACGCAUCCCCUCCUCAUGCAAGUGGAAAGGACAGUCGAAUCUUUCCGGCAUCUUCAGUCGACGUAACGCGCUCCCUUGCUUCAGCAUCCCUCGAGCGCAACUCUCAGCUGCAUUUUGCCCAUGACAGCCGCAUUCGACGUCUCGGGUUUAUUCUCUCCAUCGGGUUGUCUUUCGAUUCACCAUAUAUGCUCUCCUUUAGUUUUCUGAUGCGAUCGCUCCGAGUCCCAACCCUGCAGAUUCGCUUUGCUGCGCUUCUUCACGUUACGCUGUCCCUCUUCGUCCUUAUUUGCGUACUAAACCCGAAUCUCGCCCAUGGCGCAGAAUUACCUCAGAAACCUCCCGAGAAUGGCAGCAUAGAACUCUUUGCGGUACCAUCUACGUUCCACCACGGAAAGGUCCUUGGGCGCGGGUCUGAGGGGGAAAGCCAGGAUGAUGCGGCCAGCGAGGUUCAUGUUAGAGACCUACUACGUCGAGUGCCUUCCGGUGUGACCUCUAUCGGCAAUAACCAGUUCCAACAAAACACAGUCGAUUUAGGGGUAACCCAAUGGUAUUACUUCCCCAAGGAUGAAGUGAACGGCAAUAAGUCCGACGCUGGGACUGGACUACCGGCAUACAUCUCGGCGGAUCGUGUGGUGGACUAUGAAUUUUCAAGAAGGGAACUGAAGAAGCGCAAUGGCGAGCUCUCAAAGCGUUCGGCUACCGUUUAUAUAUCUUUAACUGCCUGUUCGAAACCGAGUCUCAAUACAUCGUCCACAGACAGUUCCCCUGCGCUGCCGGCCCUAGAAAUUUACGUUUCUACAUCCGAAGAGCUCCAAAAACCCGGCCCUGGGAAAGACAGCAGUCUGCAGAGCUCUUAUACAAUGGUGGAGGGUUAUGUCAAUGCAACUGUGGAGGCUGAUGGGAAUGUGUACAUCGGAGUGACGGUUUCAAACUCAACGGCCUAUUCCGGGGGUUACAAUUACGAGAUCGCGGCCUCGAUUGAUGCCCUCUUCCACCGGGUCGAGACAGAGGACUCAUUUCUCUACUUUGUUGACUCGGACACGGAUGCCGCUCUUCUUGUGACGAAUAACUUGACGCAGUCUUUGCCAAACUCGACGAAUUACCAACAAUGGAUGAAUAUCACGCCCCCGUUUACCAUGUUCGCCAAUAAUAUGAACAACUCCGCCAUCAAUGGCCUUAGACAUUCCUACUGUGCCCUCGAUGAACUGGCCCAAAUCCGCCCCGGCAGUGACACGAUCCAGUCGUCUAUGACCAGCCGUGGACUCGGAAACAAGCCCAAAGAACAGUUCUACGUUAUUGGCCUUAACCGUAGUUCGUCAUAUUAUGGUAUUCUGGCCAUGGAUGGCAACUCGACAGACUCGGGAAAUGGGAUUGUUGGCGGCGGUGGGAAAGUUUGGAAGGCGAUGAAUUUCACCACGAAGACCGACAACAAUUGUGCCGUAAUUUGGGAUUUGUCGUUCUGCAACGAGGUUGCAUAUGCCGUACCGUCCAACCCCGACUUGAGCGUCGGGCAGCUGAGCACAAUCUACGACGACUUCGCCUCUGCGCAUUACAAAAACUUCAACUAUUCUCUGGACCAGAUCCAGUGCAACACUAGCGCAGAAUCAAUGUUUUCACUCGCUGUCACCUGCGAUGACUGCGCGGCGGCAUACAAGGAGUGGCUGUGCGCGGUCAGCAUCCCACGCUGCUACGACUUCUCCAGCAACCUCACGUACCUCCAGGUCCGCAACGCGGGCCAGCCUUUUCUCAACGGCAGCUCCAUCCCCGCGGACAGCCCGCUACGCCUGAACCCGGCGACCAACGGCUCGCGCAACCCGCUGAUCGACACCGAGAUCCGCCCGGGGCCUUACAAGGAGAUUCUCCCCUGCAAGGACAUCUGCUAUGACCUCGUGCGCAAGUGUCCCUCCGCGCUAGGAUUCGGCUGCCCCACAGGCAAAUGGCUCAAUUCCUCGUACGGCUGGCGCGACCCGGACGGCGAUAUCACUUGUAGCUACCUCGGCGCAGCAUACUACCUUAGCGCGGGCUGGCGACUGCUCGCUCUCCACGGGCAACACUUAUGGCUCGGCGUGUUUUCCGCAUUAGUGGCAUACGCUUUUUCAUUGGUUGCUUUCGCAUGA
Penicilliopsis zonata CBS 506.65 is the source of this 4062-nucleotide messenger RNA. RefSeq lists its product as hypothetical. Gene Ontology annotation, cellular component: plasma membrane. The transcript is spliced from 4 exons. Gene Ontology annotation, biological process: calcium ion import across plasma membrane; intracellular magnesium ion homeostasis; magnesium ion transmembrane transport. Gene Ontology annotation, molecular function: calcium channel activity; magnesium ion transmembrane transporter activity. The coding region runs from base 1 to 4062 and encodes 1353 amino acids. NCBI's taxonomy places the organism in Eukaryota, Fungi, Ascomycota, Eurotiomycetes, Eurotiales, Aspergillaceae. The record is from RefSeq and is a predicted model, not a curated record.